GCAGGCUGCCGGCCGGGGACGGAGCGUGGCGGCGUGUGUCCCCGUCUCUGCCUGGCCGCACGAGGCCGGUGCGGGCGCUCGGGACGGCGCCGCCCGGGAGGCGGGGGUGGGAGCCCAGGCGGUGUGGCUGCGGGCAGGGGAGGACCCGGAGCACGGUGCCGGGCUGAGCGGCCUCGGGUCCCAGGAGGCGACGCGCAGGCUUCGAGGGGCAGACCCCGCCCGGAAGGCGGAGGGCGUCGGAUUUAGAGCCUCCCGCGGCUCGAGGCUUGGAGGAGCCGGGCGGGGGCAUCUUCAGGGAAACGGCGGAGCCGCGGGCCGGUGGGGGGGACGGCGGCCACUACACAGAGGCUCCUCCCACGGUGACCACACUGGCUGCUUUCGUUUCCUCUCGUGACAGGUGCUUGGUUGGUCUGUCCUGUCACAGCGAGGUAUGAAUCGUCCUCGCGAGAUUUGUCCACAGGCAGAGCGAGGCCGAGGGUUGACGUCCCGGGCUUCUCAGGAACCAGUGUCCUAAGGACUUGUGUGUGAGGUCCGCAAGAGCAGGGGCUCUGGAGCCAGGCUGCCACCCUUCCCGAGCUCAUCACCCAGGCUGUGACCUCUGUCGGGCAAGACCUAGGUCUUAGUUGUCUAACCUGUUUUCAGGGAGAUGACCCAGAAGCAGUUUUGAGGAUCAGGUGCCAGGCGGGUGCACAGUAAGUCAGCAGCAGAGCUGACACCCAGGUACCCUGUGCUCUCGGGCACCUCCUCUGUGCUCCUUGUCAGUUUGGACGUCCCUUUGGCAGCUGCCUCUACCCAUCUGAGCAAAGGCCCCUAAUUUGGGGCCUCUGAAUCCCAUGGGUUUGAGACUUGGUCUCUUAACAUGGUUCUCCAGGGAUGAGAGAGACGUUUACGCAGGUGGCGAGGAUCUCGAUGGGUGAGGCAUUCUUUCUGUAAAUCUCCAGGGUCUCCGUGCCUGAUAAUGCUCCUGGAAGACAGUAGUUAGAACCGGGGCUCGUGUUGAGGGCUUGGGUUACUCAGGCCCCUUGGACUCAGGGUUGUCUGGGUUCUGGUCUUUUCUACCUGCCCUGCUGUUUAUUAAACUGCAUCUGUACUUCCAACUCUUCUUUGCUGUGCUGCACAGAAUCCAAGGGCGGCCUCCCAAGGCUUCUGAGGAGGCUGGGAGAGGGUCCUGUGAUGCAGCUUCCAGCCCCCUGGUGGCCUCCUGCCCGGCCCAGCACCAUGCACACCCUUGUGUUCCUGAGCACACGGCAGGUGCUCCAGUGCCAGUCAGCUGCCUGCCAGGCCUUGCCCCUGCUACCACGAGAGCUCUUCCCCUUGCUCUUCAAAGUGGCCUUCAUGGACAAGAAGACCGUUGUGCUGCGCGAGCUGGUGCACACGUGGCCCUUUCCACUGCUUAGCUUCCAGCAGCUGCUGCAGGAGUGUGCCCACUGCAGCCGGGCCCUGCUGCAGGAGCGGCCUAGCACAGAGAGCAUGCAAGCCGUGAUCCUGGGGCUGACUGCCCGGCUCCACACCCCGGAGACUGAGGCUGGCACACAGCCCCUCUGCAGGAAGCACACGCUGCGGGUGCUGGACAUGACGGGCCUCCUGGAUGACGGCGUGGAGCAGGACCCGGGCACCAUGAGCAUGUGGGACUGCACGGCAGCUGUGGCCCGCACGUGCAUCGCACAGCAGCAGGGCAGGACUGCAGAGCCCGGCCUGGCCCCCGUUCCUGUGGAGGUGCGUGUGGACCUGCGGGUGAACCGGGCCUCUUACGCGUUCUUGCGGGAGGCACUCCGUAGCAGCGCGGGCAGUCCACUGCGGCUCUGCUGCCGGGACCUGCGGGCUGAGGACCUGCCCAUGCGCAAUACCGUGGCCCUGCUGCAGCUUCUGGAUGCGGGCUGCCUGCGCCGCGUGGACCUGCGCUUCAACAACUUGGGCCUGCGAGGCCUGUCCGUCAUCAUCCCACACGUGGCCCGCUUCCAGCACCUGGCCAGCCUGCGGUUACACUAUGUGCACGGGGACUCUCGGCAGCCCUCUGUGGACGGCGAGGACAACUUCCGUUACUUCCUGGCCCAGAUGGGCCGCUUCACCUGUUUGCGGGAGCUCAGCAUGGGCUCCUCUCUUCUCUCGGGGCGGCUGGACCAGCUGCUCAGCACCCUGCAGAGCCCCCUGGAGAGCCUGGAGCUGGCCUUCUGCGCCUUGCUGCCUGAGGACCUGCGUUUCCUGGCACGGAGCCCCCAUGCUGUCCACCUCAAGAAGCUGGACCUGAGUGGCAAUGACCUGUCCGGCAGCCAGCUGGAGCCCUUCCAGGGUCUGCUGCAGGCAGCAGCAGCCACGCUGCUGCACCUCGAGCUGACCGAGUGCCAGCUUGCCGAUACCCAACUGCUGGCCACACUUCCUGUGCUGACUCGUUGUGCCAGCCUCCGCUACCUCGGCCUCUACGGCAACCCGCUGUCUAUGGCGGGCCUCAAGGAGCUCCUGAGGGACUCGGUGGCACAGGCCGAGCUGCGCACGGUGGUGCACCCUUUCCCCGUGGACUGCUAUGAGGGCCUGCCCUGGCCACCGCCUGCCUCUGUCCUGCUGGAAGCCUCCAUCAAUGAGGAGAAGUUUGCCCGCGUGGAGGCUGAGUUGCACCAGUUGCUACUGGCCUCAGGCCGUGCCCACGUGCUCUGGACCACAGACAUCUAUGGGCGCCUGGCUGCAGACUACUUUAGCCUGUGAUCUCCAGGCUCUGGGUGAGAGUUAGGCUGUCCUGGGGUCCAGGGCUGCUGGAGGCCUCUUGCCCCUUGGGUAGUCAGAGCCUUUGGGACCUUGCUGGAGGCCUGGCACGAAGGCACUGGUCUCCGAUUUUUUGGCUCCUGGGCGCACCUUGAGCAUGCCCAUGCUUUGUGCAGCACCCUGUGCAGUUUGUCCUGCGCUUGCUCCCCUGACUCACUGACCAUCUGUGGGCCUGAGGGCUGGAUUCCAGGCCUACAUGGCCCUGCUUGGUUUGGCUGCACUUAGCUGCCCUCCGGUGUCCUGGUUCUCUCCUUGGAAUGUUCCUGGGAUCUAUGAGCUGAGGGAGGAUGUUUUCCUUUGGGCCCUCCCCAAGAGCAGACUGCUCUGGGGUGGAAGUUUGGACAGGGGCCUGCUUCAAGGAGGGUUGGGCUCCCAGGCACUCUGGGGCCUCUUAACGUUCUCCUUUCCCUGGCACACAGGAGACUGCCUGUCGGCCGGGUUUGGGGGCCAGAGGGUGUCGUUAAGGUACAAACGUGCAGUGUGCUUAGAACUUAAAUCUGUGGCUAAUUUUUCUGUC
Molecule: messenger RNA, 3274 nt
Organism: Globicephala melas (long-finned pilot whale)
Lineage: Eukaryota; Metazoa; Chordata; Mammalia; Artiodactyla; Delphinidae
Gene: LRRC14
Product: leucine rich repeat containing 14
Cellular component (GO): cytoplasm
Molecular function (GO): kinase binding
Source: RefSeq, a predicted model, not a curated record